Molecule: messenger RNA, 1821 nt
Organism: Eimeria necatrix
Lineage: Eukaryota; Apicomplexa; Conoidasida; Eucoccidiorida; Eimeriidae
Product: protein phosphatase 2C, putative
Biological process (GO): protein dephosphorylation
Molecular function (GO): protein serine/threonine phosphatase activity
Source: RefSeq, a predicted model, not a curated record
AUGCUGCUGGGCCAGGCGCUGCUGCUGCUCAGCCGCUCAGCAGCAGCAGCGCCUCCUGCUUCGGUAUUUGCUGCGGCGGCAACUGCUGCUGCAGGGGCGAAGCAGCAGCAGAAGCAGCAGCAGCAGAAGCACCAGGGGCUACAGCGGCAGCAGCAGCAGCUGCGGGCGUUCUCCAGCAGCACGAGACACGGCGACAUUCUCAGCAGCAGCAGCAGCAGCAGCAACAGCAGCAGCAGCAGCAAGUAUUGUGGCUGUAAGCCCCACGCUGCUGCAGCAAUGGCCACUAGGGUUGCCCGCAGGGGCCUUUUAAGCUUCUCUUUAGAAGACGAGGAGCAGGAGGAGUCUUCUCCGCAGCAGCAGCAGCAGCAGCAGCAGCAGCAGCAGCAGCGCCGCCGCCACCGGGACGAGGACAGUCACGGCCACAGCAGCAGCAGCAGCAGCAGACACAAGACGCGCACCCUGCAGAGCGCCUCCCGCAGCAGCCGCAGCAGCAGCAGCAGCAGCAGCAGCAGCAGCUCGACCAACAGCAAUGACGGCGACAGUGCCACGCCUACCAGCCCUCUCGACAGCAGCUCCAGCAGCAGCAGCAGCAGCAGCAGCAGCAGCAGCAGGAGCGCGGGCCUGCUGAAGAUGGGGGACAUGACAGCAGCAAGAUUUAAACAAGAGGAAACAGCAGCAGCAGCAAGAAGGAAGGAAGAGGCAAUGCUUGCUGCGCUGCAGACCCUCAGCAGCAGAUCUCUCACUCCCAAUAUUGGCCACAACGGCAGCACUCUGUCGGAGUUCUGCAAGGCGAACUUCCCCCGCGUGUUGGCGAACAAUUUGGCUGUGCACAGCAGCAGCAGCAGCAGCAGCAGCAGCAGCAGCAGCAGCAGCAGCAAGAAGCACGGCGGUGGGCGGAAGCAUCGGGGGCGCCGCCGCAGAAGCAGCAGCAGCAGCAGCAGCGAGAGCGACAGCGCGGAUGAAUCGCUGUCGGCAGCAGCAGCGGCGUCGCCAGCAGCAGCAGCAGCAGCAGCAGCAGCAGCAGCAGCAAAAGUGGAAAAAGCCCUCACAGAUUCUUUUCUUGAAAUCGACAGCGACUACCUGCAGAGACACCCCGACGCACGAGACGGCAGCACCGCGCUGCUGCUGCUGCUGCGGUGGGCCCCCCCCCCGAAGCGGCGACGGAAGCUGCAGCAGCAAGCUGCAGCGCCCAGCAGCAGCAGCAGCAGCAGCAGCAGCAGCAGCAGCAGCAGCAGCAGCGGCGGCGGCAACGACAGCCUCAGGAGCCCCGGUGAAGCUAUGACGUACAGCGAAUACAGAAGGCAGCUGAAGUCACUUCAGAAGCAGCAAAACCAGAAGCAGCAGCAGCAGAAACAGCAGCAGCAGAAACAGCAGCAGCAGCAGCAGCAGCAGGUGGAUGCCGCUGCAGCAGCAGCCGAAGCAGCAGAAGCAGCAGCAGAGCACGGGACUGCUGAGCUGUUUGCUGCGCACGUUGGAGACAGCCGAGCGCUUCUUGUGUUCAGCCCAGGCAGCAGCAGCAGCAACGGCAGCAGCGACAGCAGCAGCAGCAGCAGCAGCGACAGCAGCAGCAGCAGCAGCAGCAGCAGCGGGGGCUUUUUGCAGCUCACGGAGGACCACAAGCCAAACCGCCCGUCUGAGCUGGAGCGCAUUCAAAAGUGUGGGGGCUUUGUGAUGGUCUUGGGUUGCCACAGGGUAAGCAUUGGGAACACGGGCUUGUUUCUCGCAAUGUCAAGAUGCAUUGGGGACUUCGCGUUAAAAAGGGUUUCGAAGCAGCUGGUCCCAGCAGAGGCAGAAGUGACUCACAGGUCAGUUAGGGUUUAG